AUGCGUAUGUGGUUGUACGAUGAGUCUGGGUCUUUGAUAUAUGUAUCCCUUUGGUCCUCCUCCUUGGAUCUUGUAUUUCAGACCAAACACAUUCAUUCUUUGUAUAUCAUAUCAUAUUGUAUAAUAAUAAACCAGAUACUAUCCUUAACGUUUUCGAUUCACUGUAAACAUCUACGACUAUUAAAUUUUCACGAAGAUCUCAUUUUCACUUACGACUACCUGUCAAAAUAUCAGCACGACUUUACUCUCCGGGAAACUUUACUCAGCACUCAGAACUAUCAUUCAUUCUCGACAAUUCAAACUUUAGUCGGGAUUUCUCUUAAUAUUUCAUUCUCGAUUUUCAUAAAUGUAAGUUGAUUCAUCCGAAAUUGCUAUCCAACAAAGACUAACCAAAAACAGUACAUCAUGUCUUCAUCAACAACCUUACAAAUGACCGGCGGGCCAAUCAUUUCGAUUUCAGAUAUGGACAACUUUAUGAAACUUGGAGAAUUAGCACAAGGAGCACGAAGUCAAAGACCAAUAAAAAAGACCUCAUCAAUGGAUUUUGACCUCCUUCGGGCAUCCGGUGACGCCGCACGUAGAAGGAGAGGAAGUACUGCUUCCGAAGGAUCAACAUGUGGAUCACCUUCAUACACCCCAACAUCAUCCGCUUUCCAAAGUACUAGAUCAACACCUUGCGCGAGUCCUCUAUUACGACCUAUCGAUACCUGUGAAUCACGAUAUGAUUUUAUGGUACCUGUUGAUCUACCGACACAAUGGAAUCUACCCACCUCGCACUCGGCAUCGGAGUUUAAUGGAGAGGGACUUGAAGGGGAUAGGGAUUCAUUCUUGAAGUUGGAUGUCAAUGUGGGAUCACCCUUUGAAAUAGGAAUGGCUUCGGAAUUAAGGAUUAUUAAUGCAGAUGGCUUUUAAAAAGAAUAGGAAGGGAGGAUAUGGCUCAGGAGUGGGGUGUUAUAAAGGCGAAAUGGAAAAUGAUACCAAAUGAAUUUUUUGCUCUUCAAGACUUCCUUUACCUCAGACGCUUGAGAGUAAACUGAAAUAGGUACUCGAAUCCGGCUUUUCCUCUUU
This is a messenger RNA of Sclerotinia trifoliorum, 1068 nucleotides long. NCBI's taxonomy places the organism in Eukaryota, Fungi, Ascomycota, Leotiomycetes, Helotiales, Sclerotiniaceae. The record is from the annotation of a GenBank genome assembly.